AUGACAAGUGUGCACGUUCUCGUGGUUGGCGGAGGCAUCGGUGGACUUGCCGCCGCACAAUUGCUGUCCAAGGUACCUCAUAUUCGAGUCACUCUAUACGAACGGGAUGCAGGGCCCACCACGCGGGAUCAAGGGUUGGCGAUUGGGCUUCGACAGGAGGCAGUGGACAUCUUGACAAAUCAGUUGGGAUGGCCGCACUUGGCCGAAUAUUUUACCGCCGAUGGCGCCAUCAACCUUGCGUUGAUGUCCAAGUCGUCGUCCACCCCACUCAUACUUGUCCGUAACGCGUUGUCGAUUCACUUGCCAGACGGGCGUGUAGCCAGCGCCAUGAUCAGUCGGAGCGACCUCCGCAACGCGAUGAUGGACAGUCUCAACGCCACCGCAGCCAAGCCGCGCGACGGUCUGUCCAUCUUCUACAACAAACAAGUGGUUUCAUACGUUGAAGAGAACGAGCAAGUCGUCGUGACUUGUGCGGACGGCUCGUCAUCAAUGUUCGACUGUGUCGUGGGGGCCGACGGGGCUCGCAACCGCAUCCGUGCCCAACGUUGUCCAGCGCUGGAGCCAGUGGCAUUGGGGUAUUGGACGGAUGCAGGGUCGUGCAUGGUGUCCAUCUGA
This is a messenger RNA of Aphanomyces astaci, 615 nucleotides long. RefSeq lists its product as hypothetical. The transcript has a single exon. Bases 1 to 615 code for a protein of 204 amino acids. Lineage: Eukaryota; Oomycota; Saprolegniomycetes; Saprolegniales; Verrucalvaceae. The record is from RefSeq and is a predicted model, not a curated record. Gene Ontology annotation, molecular function: FAD binding.